UGUUUUGUGGUUAGGUUAACUCAGUUCGUCACAGACGUGGUGCCUCAGUAAUUGAGGAAAUCCACCUAGGUAAAGCACGCCAAGACGCUUACGAGUUCAUCAUAACUGCUGGAUGAUGGAGCCGUCAAUGUGCUGCCGCCUCAUCUUGCUCGGUGGCAUGUUAAUCACUGUCGCGGCCAGCAAUUUCACCAUUAACAGCACUACUACCAUCACACCCCGGCAUGAUAAUUAUACAAAUACAACGGCAAACUGGACUCGCAGAGAAAGUUAUCCCAUCAAUGUGACAUCGACUGUACUCCCUUCCACCAACACUUCAGGGCGGACAGGAGCACCAGCGAAUAAAACGACCACUAUCCACGGAUCAAUAGGACCGACUGCAACUAUACUGAAAUCAUCUUCUACGACGGGGCUGAAGCAGUCAGUUACAACCAGACAAACAGUAACUAACAGCACCGAGGGAAACACAAGGUUCCCUAUCAAAAACAUCGCGUAUAUCAUCAUAAUCAUCAUCAUAAUUGUCGCCGUUCUUACCAUACCAAGUUUCUGCAUAUUGAAAAAGAAAAAGGGCUACAACGUGGACAAUCAUGAGGAUGCCGGAGUUCCGCUGAGCGCCAUGGACCAGGACGCGUCCGAAUGCUCGUCGCCAAAAGAAAUUACCCCAGAGCUGAAGAUGUUCACAGCUAGCGAGACCAGCGCAGAAGCGAAGGGGCCGCUGUCAGACGCUGUGCACGUCGCAGUGGAAGAUGGGAAAGGUGAAGCGGGGAACUCUGUCAAGCAAGGCAGCACCAGUGCUCCGGCCCCCAUGGACCAGUCUGAGGAGAAGCUGGACGACAUCAAGCUAGGGGACACCGAUGUCUCCAAUCAGACCUCUGUGGAGUCGCUGAAGGACCUGCCCAAUGAGAACGGAAGCAGUGGCCCAGGCGCAGAUGUGCCGAAAGCAGCGGAGGCCACCAGCGCCCCAGCUCUGAGUUUCUCCGAGGUCAAACUGGACGAGCCUGUUUAAGAUGACGUUCAUCUGGUGGGAUGGAUCUCACAUGAAUCUGGACAAGCAGAGUGUGAAGUGGAAAUCGGCAAGCAGAGGCCGCGCCGAUGUCCACCCGUGGCUGAGCACCACGGUCAACUGCUUGAGGACGACGUCUCGAAGCUCUUUUGACGCUUGCAUCACUCUAUCGCUGCUCUUUACCUGCUUUUAUUUCCAUCUGGGCUAAAUAAAAACAAACAAUACACUCUGCCAUUGAACAUAAUGCUGAUGCUAAUAAUUCAUGCGGCGCGUAUUGAAUCUGCACACUAUUGAUACCGCACUAAAGCAUCAAGUACUUACAUUAAAAUAAUACAUGAGUGUGCAGUUUAUGUAGGGUAAGUUAACCUAGACUGGGCCCUGUUCAGCUUAGUCCUGCCGACGCCUUUCACAUGAUUAGCCUGAUCGUACUGUAGAAUAGGCACUAGCUAUGUGUGUUACAGAAAAGCCACUGGAUUUGGAAGAAUUUAUGGCGGAAAAUGACAACCGAGAACAGAGCACAACGCAUCACUGCACAUGAGAAAUGAUAGGAAAUGAUAGAACGAGGUGUCGGUUGUUUUAAUUUUAAAUGUGACUGCAGGAGUCAGUAGGAGUGUAUGUUUGUGAUUUGUAUUCAGUGAGUUCAGCAGUAGUUACUUUCCAUAUUAUUUUGUUUUUUCUGCAAUCUUCUUUUUUUAGUAUGCUUGCCAAAAUGCAUAUAAAUGCAAGAGUAGAAAAUGCUGUUUUAUCAGGAAGACAGUGUAAGAAGUGCAUUAUUCAGUACAAUAAAAAAGUUCAUUACUUUUAUCUCA
Messenger RNA from Brienomyrus brachyistius, 1809 nucleotides. RefSeq lists its product as uncharacterized. The transcript has 11 exons. Lineage: Eukaryota; Metazoa; Chordata; Actinopteri; Osteoglossiformes; Mormyridae. Bases 113 to 1003 code for a protein of 296 amino acids. The record is from RefSeq and is a predicted model, not a curated record.